AUGGAAAAGAAUAUCAGUCACAUAUGUAACUUUGUGGACCGCACGAGUAUAUUGAUAAUGAAACUUUUGUAACUUAAUGACUGGAGUCCCGUAAUUUCAAUUAGUAUUGGCAUAUAAAGGAUAUUUCAUUUUUCUAAAAUUCUUUUAAAAACGCUGAAAUAAUUCUCUUGGCAUUGCGAUCGAAUUUAAAGCAAAAGAUCGAAUAACAUAUUCAUUUUUGAAUGAAUAGCAAAUAUAAAGUGAACAACUUCAAACACAAAAUCACAUGUGAAUUUUAAAUAAAGAUUUUCUAAAUAAAAAAAACAUCGAAAUCUGUUGCAGCAGCAAAGACAAAUUUAAAUGUGGGGGAGUAUGGCGGUACCACAGUCGGAGGCGGAAACGGAUCCCCAUAUGCAACCACGGCGAACGGUCCUGUAAACUGUCUUACCGGCGGGCCUAUGGCCGGUAUUGCAGGUAACUUCAACAAUACUGGCCGAACCAACUUUACGAACAAGCAACUUACGGAACUCGAAAAAGAAUUUCACUUCAACAAGUACCUGACCAGAGCAAGGCGCAUUGAAAUCGCGUCAGCGUUACAAUUAAACGAAACGCAAGUAAAAAUAUGGUUUCAAAACAGGAGAAUGAAGCAGAAGAAGAGAAUGAAGGAAGGCUUAAUACCAGCUGAUAAUACGACUGUGACGCCGCUUAGUGGCGCCAGAAGUUCGAGUAAUUCACCGACUAGUUCUUCAAGUCACGAAACUAGUGGUCUUGGAUUAUCUAAUUUUACGAGCGACAAUAGUCGGGAGUCUCCACCUUCGUCUUCGAAAGAUUGA
Molecule: messenger RNA, 812 nt
Organism: Heterotrigona itama
Lineage: Eukaryota; Metazoa; Arthropoda; Insecta; Hymenoptera; Apidae
Source: the annotation of a GenBank genome assembly